This is a messenger RNA of Pogona vitticeps (central bearded dragon), 7900 nucleotides long. Lineage: Eukaryota; Metazoa; Chordata; Lepidosauria; Squamata; Agamidae. The record is from RefSeq and is a predicted model, not a curated record.
GAGAAUGGCGAAGCCGCCGCCGCUGCCGCCCUCAGCCGCGUCCUCGUUCGCCACCGCCAGAGCCGCCGGUCUUCCUUCUGCGCCGUGACUUUCCUCCGGGGGGAGCCGCGCGGGCGGCGAUCAAGCAUCCCCGGCUGUCCCCUCCGAAAAGGAUCGCCGUCGCUGCUAGCUUCGCGGGAAGGCGGCAGCGGCCGUUCCCAGCGCCUGGACCUUUGCUUCCCCUCCUUGGUUCCCCCCCCUUCUCUUUUGUUUUUUCGUGUUCCUCUCGGUCCUCCGCAGCCUUGGGUCAGCGGGACCUGCCUUUUUGGCUGGCGCGCUGCUUUUCGCCCUGCGGGACUCCGGGAUUGUCUGUGCGGGGCUGAGGCUCCUCUCCCUCCACCACGCGGCCGAGGCGAAAAGCGGCUUAGCGGCGCGAGAGGGGGGUGGGUGGGAAGAGAAGUGUUGGAGGGGCGGCGAGGAAGAAACUUUCCUCUUGGAAGCGGCCUUUCCACCCAGCCCCCUGAGGGGGUCCGAGUGAAGGGAGAAGCCCGGGCUCCUUUCGGAGCACCUCUCCCUUUCCCCUCCCCUUUCCCGCCCAGCUCCCCCUCCCCGACGCGCUCCGAGUCCUCCCGGUUUCCACGGCUCCCCGGGAGCGCGCGCGGGCGCGGGGGCGCGUGUGGGGUUGUGUGUUCGCGCCGUGGUGCGGUGCAUGGCUGCACCAUGGCCACCGCGGCGACGCUGGUUUGCCGGGUGCAGUUCCUAGACGACACCGACCCUUUCAACAGCACCAAUUUCCCCGAGCCCACCCGGCCGCCCCUCUACACCUUCCGGGAGGACAUUCCGCUCGUCACCCAGCUGGCUGGGGUGCAUCGCCUGCUCAAAGCCCCGCAGAAGCUUGAUGAUUGUGCACUGCAGCUGUCUCACAAUGGUACCUACUUGGAUUUGGAGUCUACAUUAGCUGAGCAAAAGGAUGAAUUGGAAGGCUUCCAGGAGGAUUCUGGCAGAGGCAAAAAACACAGUAUAAUUCUACGCACCCAGCUUUCAGUGAGAGUCCAUGCCUGCAUUGAAAAAUUGUACAACUCAAAUGGACGGGAGCUGAGGCGGGCCCUCUUCUCCUUGAAACAAAUAUUUCAAGAUGACAAGGAUUUGGUCCAUGAAUUUGUUGUGGCAGAAGGCCUUACUUGUUUAAUAAAGGUGGGCGCUGAAGCAGAUCAGAACUACCAGAAUUACAUCUUGAGAGCUCUGGGACAAAUUAUGUUGUACGUGGAUGGGAUGAAUGGUGUAAUAAAUCACAAUGAAACCAUCCAGUGGCUGUACACUCUCAUUGGGUCAAAGUUUCGCCUGGUUGUAAAGACAGCUCUGAAACUGCUCCUGGUUUUUGUGGAGUACACUGAAUCUAAUGCACCACUUCUCAUACAAGCAGUGUCUAUAGUAGAUAAGAAGAGAGACCUCAAGCCAUGGUCCAACAUCAUGGAGAUCCUGGAGGAAAAGGAUGGCAUUGAUACAGAACUUCUAGUUUAUGCGAUGACUUUAGUAAACAAGACAUUGGCAGGCUUACCAGACCAGGAUUCCUUCUAUGAUGUUGUGGACUGUCUGGAAGAACUGGGAAUUGAAAAUAUUUCACAGAGACAUUUGAACAAAAAGGGAGCAGAUUUGGACUUGGUGGAACAAUUCAACAUAUAUGAGAUGACACUACGACACGAGGAUGGGGAUGACAAUGGUGAACCUCCUCCUAGCGGUCGCAAAGACCGAAGAAGGGCUAGCCUUGGCUGCAGUGAACGAAGGUGGCUGGAACGUAGGAGGAGUCGGAGGCAUUCCGUCCAAAGCGGCAAAAGCACUUUGUCAGCCCCUGCCAGCCCUUGCACUCAGGCAAACCCAAACUUCAUAUGCAGCCAUGGACAGGGCACUGAGGACCUCCGUGAGAAAGAGGAGGAAUAUGAAGAGGAGGAAGAGGAGCAACCAGUCACUGAGCCUAAUACAGAGGAUGAGGGGGAGGAAGAGGCUGCUAGGCAGGUCAAAGCCAGUGGGCUUCCAGAAGUACAGGAAUUUGAACAUGUCUCAAAGAAUGCUCAGACACCAGCCACCUCAAGUGUACUUUCUCAGGAGGAGAGGGCUCCCAUGAGCUUUAGGAGACAGAGUCCAUCCAGGAGCUCAUCUUCCUCUGUGCCUGAUUCAUUUGCUUCACAACAUUGUUCGCUUCAUUCAUCGCCUUCUUCAUCUGCAUCCAUCAGCUCUUCCCAAAAUAUAUCAUCCAUUACUCCAAAAGUGUCACCAACGGUUGAAAAAUUACCAUAUGUACCACAUAGCCCUUUCCAUCUCUUCUCAUAUGAUAUUGAAGAGCCUCCAACGUUUGUGAAAGAAAAGGAAAUAGAAGGGAUGAGGGAAUACAGUCCUUUGGAAUCCCUGCAUGUGAACAGAUUUUGUGAAUCCUUUGAUCCUUUUAAUUUCCAGUCUUCUAGGCCAUCAUUGGGUGGUCUCCUUACAUCAUCUUAUCGACAGCACCAAGAGUCCUUGGCGGCUGAAAGAGAGAGACGACGACAAGAGAGAGAGGAAAGGCUGCAAAGGAUAGAGCGUGAAGAGAGAAACAAAUUCAAUCGUAAUUAUCUAGACAAGAGAGAAGAGCUAAGGCAAGCAAGAGAAGAGAGAUACAAAUUUUUGGAGAAAUUGGCAGCUGAAGAGUAUGAGAAGGAGCUGAGAAGUCGAAGCAUAUGUAGGGGCAGGAGUGACUUGUCCUUGAAUUUGGAUUCUCCUUCAGUACCAACCGUUCCCUCUCCUAAGUGUGCAAGCCCAGCCUCAACAGAUUCUCAGGAGGAACCAAAGACUCCUGUGUCGUCUUUCCGGAUAGCUCAGACUCCAGAUGUGAGUGCCAGUGAACCUGAAUGUGAACCAGAACCUGAGCCAGAGGCAGAAUCAAAAAGGGAGCAGAAAGAUGAGGCAGAGUCCGAGCAGGGAACAGAAACUCCCCAAGAAGUAGAGGUUGCAGAGGUGGAGCCAGAGAGUGAAGUGGAGCAAGGUCCAGAGCAAGAGACAGAAGACAGUGCAAUACUCAGUGAAAAAGAGAGGCAGAAUGAAGAUGUGAACGAGAAGGACAACUGCUCAGCAUCAAGCAUAUCUUCGGCAAGCAGCACUUUAGAGAGGGAGGAAAGGGAGGAAAAAUUAACCAGUAACAAUGAAACUGAUCCAUGGUUACAGACCAUACAAGAUGUCGGUGUGAAUGACCAGAGCAGCAACAUUCUCAACAACAAGCGGUUUAUGCUGGACAUGUUAUAUGCCCAUAACAAGAAGCCCAAGGAUGAAAAGGAUAAAGAGCUGGAGGAAAAGACGGAGGAAAAGGAGGCUGUGGAGGAUAGUGAAGACACAAUCACUAGCCUGGCCGAUAGGAUCUCAGUCUUACAGGCCACAAAGCAGGCCAAAGAGGAAAGUGUCAAAAAAAUGGAAAUUGAGAAUUUGGACAAUCAGGGCAGUGUAAAGGCUUUUGCAGAAAGGUUCAAUGAUAAUAAUGAACUUACCAAAACCACAAAUGUUUCUGAAAACAGUUUUACUGAAAAGGCCUCUGAAAAAGCAACAGUGCAGGCGAAGAAGGAAUCAGACUAUAUUUGGGAUCAACUCAUGGCUAAUCCACGGGAACUUAAAAUCAGAGACAUGGACUUUACGGACUUAAGGGAUGAGGAUGACGUUGACAUAUUGGAUAUGGAAAUGCAUCCUAGGGACUCCUUAGCUCCCCCACCCCCACCCCCACCUUCCUUUUUAAUUAUACCUCCUCCACCUCCUCCCUUAUUUUAUGGCUGUCCCCCUCCCCCUCCACCCUCGGGUAAUUUAUUGGCUCCCCCUCCUAUAUUUGGCACUGCUCAGGGUUUAGGGUCACCCCCACUUGCUCGAGGUCAGCCAGCCUUUAUAAAAAAGAAGAAAACAAUCCGCCUCUUUUGGAAUGAGGUGAGGCCAUUUGAGUGGCAGUGUAAGAACAGCAAAUGCUGCAAAGGAUUCCUAUGGUCAAAACUGGAACCUAUAAAGGUGGAUACGUCCAAGCUAGAGCACCUCUUUGAGUCUAAAUCCAAGGAGCUUCCUGUGACAAAGAAAACUGCUGCAGAUGGCAAGAGGCAAGAAAUCAUUGUGCUGGACUCCAAGAGGAGCAACGCAAUUAAUAUUGGGCUGACAGUAUUACCCCCUCCAAGGACGAUCAAGACUGCCAUUUUGAACUUCGAUGAAUAUGCCUUAAAUAAAGAAGGAAUAGAGAAAAUCCUCACAAUGAUUCCCACUGAAGAAGAGAAACAGAAAAUUCAGGAAGCUCAACUUGCCAACCCUGACAUCCCUCUGGGCACUGCUGAGCAGUUCCUUCUCACGCUUUCUUCCAUCACAGAGCUGACCCCUAGACUUCAGCUCUGGGCAUUCAAAAUGGAUUAUGAGCUCGUGGAAAAGGAGGUUGCAGAACCAUUGUUAGACUUAAAGGAAGGAAUGGACCAGCUGGAGAACAAUAAAACCUUGGGACUUAUUCUUUCUACUCUGCUAGCCAUUGGAAAUUUUCUCAAUGGAACCAAUGCCAAAGCCUUUGAAUUGAGCUACCUCGAGAAGGUUCCAGAGGUUAAAGAUACAGUGCACAAGCAGUCUCUUCUACAUCAUGUGUGUACAAUAGUAGUGGAAAAAUUCCCAGACAGCACAGAUCUUUAUUCUGAGAUCGGGGCCAUCACUCGAUCAGCAAAGGUUGACUUUGAGCAACUUCGGGACAACUUAUGUCAAAUGGAGAAACGAUGUAAAGCAUCUUGGGAUCAUCUGAAGGCAAUAGCAAAGCAUGAAAUGAAAUCAACUUUAAAGCAAAAAAUGUCUGAGUUCCUUAAAGAUUGUGCAGAAAGAAUAAUCAUUUUAAAGAUUGUCCACAGAAGAAUAAUCAACAGGUUCCACUCCUUCUUGUUAUUUAUGGGUUACCCUCCUUAUGCAAUUCGUGAAGUCAACAUCAAUAAAUUCUGCAAAAUUAUUAGUGAAUUUGCUCUGGAGUAUCGCACCACCAGGGAACGGGUUUUACAGCAGAAACAGAAGCGAGCCAACCACAGAGAGAGAAAUAAAACCAGAGGGAAAAUGAUCACAGAUACUGAUGAAGAAGAUGACAUUGAGUCUGGGAAAUUCUCCAGCAGUUCUCCUACACCUCAGAACCAACCACAAGGGCUGCAGUAUGCUGAAGAUGCUGUGGAACAUGAGAAUAUGAAGGCUGUCCUGAAAACAUCCUCUCCAAGUGUAGAGAACGCCACCGUCUUAGGAGUACGCACUCGGAGCAGAGCCAGCCGAGGUCGUAUUGGCUCAUGGAACACUGGCAUUGAUGAUUCACCUAAUGCCACAGAUGACACGGCAGAUGAGAUAAUGGAUCGCAUUGUCAAGUCUGCCACGCAAGUGCCAAAUCAGCGAGCAGUGCCUAGAGAAAGGAAGCGAUCAAGAGCAAACAGGAAGUCAUUAAGACGGACACUUAAGAGUGGACUGACACCAGAAGAAGCCAAAGCGUUGGGUCUGAUGGGCACUUCCGAAAUGCAGGUGUGAUGACAGCAUCCAAGAAGCGACAAGAACCACCAUCUGCCUACAUAUGUACAUACAUGCAUACACACAGGCUGCCAAAAGCCUCUCCGUUUAGCCUUUUCCUGCAACUUCCCUCUAUUGCUCAUCAUCCGUCACUAUUUUUAGAUGCAUUUUCAUAACGCUGAAGCAAGCAAAAACAAAUUAAAAAUUAUUUUUAAAAAUGUACUGAGCACAAAGGGCUACAAUUAAGACGUGUGGAAAUGACCACUACCAAAAAGAAAUCAGGGCCAGGGGUGAUUUGGAAAUCAUGGAACACUUUUUCUGUUUUGCUUCAUUGGUAAGCUUUUAGAUUUUUUUUCCCCUGUACUGUGCGGAAGGUGUUCAUUUUUCGAAUGAGUUAUGUAGUAAUUGUAAAAUACUGUUCUGUCAGUUCAAGGACAGUCCUUUAAAUAGGCAAACUAACUUCUGAUGCGAUUACUGUGUCCUGUCUGAAGUCAGUAUUGUUAGAAGUGCACCAUUGUUUUUCUUUCCUCCAAAGAAUGUACAAAUGAAUGUGUAGCUGUGUGUGUAUACACACACAAACACACACACACACAUACAUGCCCCUACCAAGUCCAGGUGCCUUCAGUUUAAAUUCAUCCUGUCCUGCAAGAAGGGAGAUUCUUUUUUUACAUUAACUUACUGGGUUUUGGUGGAAUUCUGCUAGAAUACUUUUUUAUUAGGUCUUCUUACAGACAUGCACAUUAUGUAUUAUGAUGUAUAUUCACAGGGAUAGCACAAGAGUACCUCUUGUUGCUCAGCUCCGGUGAUGAAUGUACAUAUGUACUGUAAUAUAUACUAUAGUAGUGUGAUUUAGCUAGAGACAAAAUAGGGUUUUCAGUCACAGUCAUAUAGGAGUUUAGUGCACGGGCUGGGCCUAUAAGGCUGCUCUUUGAAUGUAAUAUCACAAUGUUUGUAAAGUUGUUUAUCCAACUGAAUGGAUUAUGUAAGGGUACUGCUUAAAACUCUUCUGUGGUGAUGUUUUCCUGGCAGUCGCCGACUAGGAGGACACAAGAGGGAAAAUAACUGCUUUGGACAUGGAAACUGUCUCCCCGUCCUGUAUACAAUGGUAUUUUGGGGUGUCGCUUUGUUUUCUGUAACAUCCAUAGAUUUCCUUCCUGAAGUCAAUGGACAGUACUGUAGUUUGAAGAAUGUAUUUCAGAGAAACUUUUGACCUGUGAUUCCAUAAUUUGCAUUAAUCAACUCUUUCGUGAGAAAUGCAGUGCAAUGUUUUGGGUUUCAUAAGGAUAGGUAUAGAAGGGAACUUAUUACACUAAAACAUACCUCCAAGCUAGUGGUACUAAAGAAGUCAUGAUGAGUGCAUCAUUUUUUUCUGUGUCAGUCCAUUGUUUGGCAUUUUUGAGGCACUGUGCUUGAAAACUAUUUUUUGCACAAGUUGUCAUAAGGCCUUUGUAUUAUUCUGGAGGAAUGCAGCAAAAAUGCCCAAAGGAAUUCUACACAGCCUUUACACAGACAACAGACAUGAAAAAUCCCAGCGUUGUAUAAUAUGUUCACUUGACUCAAUUUUUUGUCAUGUAAUUUAUCUUCACCUAGACUUUCUAUGAGGACAACAGUCUCUUGUUUGAGAACGUACCUCCUGAGCUUCUGUGCAGAGUUCUCAUUAGUUUUUGCUACACUGUUUUAUUUAGAAUGCAAUCCUAAUCAUACUGACUUAGAAACAGGUCCCACUGGGUUCAGGGAUGCUCAGGUGGGUGUAAGAUUGCAACUUAAUAUAUUAAUAAACUUAGUCAGUACAGCCUUAUGAAUAGGAGGGAGGCCUUCUUAGUAAACAGGAAACUGACAUUUAGUAUAUUAGAUUCUUUUCUCUUUCAAAGGAUAAUAAACAUCCUUGGCAAUGGCUUUCUAAAUCCUGACCAUUAGAAAUAUUUUGCACGUUUCCAAUAGUUUGCUCCAUAAACAUUUUGCACAUUUAAGGAAAGGGCUGCCAAACAAUUGCUGGUUAAAAUACUAAGACAGAAAAUAUGUUUACAGUACUUAUGCACAAGGAUAAUAAAUUCUAACUAGAGAUGGGCAUGAAUUAAAAAUGAAUCACUAAAUUCAUCAAAAAUUGCUAAUUUAUUGAUUCUUAGUCAUCCAAAUUGAUGCCCCUGACAAAUACAACUCAGUGAUUUUUUUAGCAAUUUUUGGUUUGAUGAUUUGUUUGGUUAAAAAUAGCCCCCCAAGCACCUAGAGACACCAAAAUCUCAGAGAAGUAUCCUUUACUCUCCUCUACAUUCUCUCCAAGUUUGGGGAAGAUUAGGUUUCCCUAGGUUAGCUGCUAAAGGGCAGUUUCCUGGGGAGGACCCACUUUGUGGGUGUACAACUCGAAUGACUGAAACGCAAUCAUCACCAAACUUGCAGGGCUUGUAGCAGAGAGUCAUUA